UCAAAUCGUGGACUCAGUGGUGGCUGAGACGAGGCGGCAGGUGGAUGUGCGGCUCUGUAUCCUGUAUCCCCGUGUCCUGUGUCCCCUCCACGUCACCUGGGCCGUCCUUGUAACCUGUCAUCCCGGGCCGCCCACCUGCACGCCCUCACCUCACUUGUCCCAGCCACACCUUUCCUGAAGCCUUAAUUAACUAAUUACACCUGUUGACGUGGCAGUUCAGUAAUUAACCGUCCCACCUGUAGCUUGUUAACGUGUCACCUGUAAUUAAGCUCACCAGUGCGGAUUUUUAACUCCUUUGACACCUGUAUUUACUUGCGGCUUAUUAAUUUAUCCUGCAGCUAAUUAAGUUAUUCGUACUUCUAUCAGUUCUCACCAGUAACAUAAACUUUUCCUGCACUUUUUAUUUUUACGUGUAACUUCUAAAUUCAUCUGUAUUUCACCUGUAUUUGUAUGUAGUUAAUUAAUACUCGCUCAUACCUCCAUAUCCACCUGUCCUUACCUGUAAUACCCAUGAGACACACCUGUACACCUGUCAGACUCACCUGUAUUGUUAGGAUCACCUGUAGUAGUGUAUCAGGUUUCAUUUGUUUUUAAUAUAUUAGUAUUGUAUUAGUUUUGUUAAUUGAAAGGUGUUUUUAUUGUUGUUAGGUUAAGUUAUGUUAGGUCAGGUCAGGUCAGGUCAAGUGCUCUCACUCAUCUCGUUACCUGUUCAUUCCACACCUGAGUCACUUUUCAUCUACCUCACUUAGAAAAGGUUAUUUAGAUAUUUUAUGUGAGUAUUCGUUUUAUUUAUAUAUUUAUUUAUUUAUUUGUUUGUUUGUUUGUUUGUUUGUUUUACUUAGUUAUUAUCCUUGUCACAGUAUAUUUAGAUCUCCCAGCUGCACGUCUCUGCUGUCACACACACACACACACACACACACACACACACACACACACACACAGGUGGGAUGAGCUACUUAAGAGGUGCAGGUGAUAUUUAAUUGGUGUAUGUCUCCCACACCGCCUCCCAUGCCACACCUCACCAAGAGCCCCCCCGCCACCCGCAUCAGACACCACAGUCUGUCUGGCGUCAGGUCUGCCUUAAUGGAAGAGGAUGGCGGUGAAGGAGGAGUAGGAGGAAGAGGAGAAGAAGAACGAGGAGGAGGAGGAGGAGAAGAAGAGGACACCAGGAUGCCAGCUGUUGUCACUCAUUCCCCAGCAGCAGACAGAAGGCCGCCCCCCAACCCAGGACUGAAACACCCCCGAGCCCUGGUGUUCCUGGCCCUGUGGUACAUUUUUAGCGGCUUCACUCUCUUCCUCAACAAGUAUAUUUUGACGUACCAGAAGGCCGACCCCCACGUGCUGUGUGGUGUGCAGAUGUUCAUCACCAUGGUGUGUGGACUGGUGCAGAUGAGACACCCGCUAGGCACCUACAAGCCUAUACCCAACCAGCGCAAACCUGACAACUUUCGAAGGGGGAUGUUUCUUCUCGGCCUGCUUCAGCUGGGUACCAUAAUGUUUGGACUCAUUGCUAUUUACUACGUAGCGGUGAGUUUUGCCGAGACUGUCAAGAGUUCGGCACCAAUAUUCACUGUACUCAUCGCCUGGUUGCUGCUGGGGGAGAGAACGAGCUGCUUUGUGCUGGCGUCGCUGGUUCCUGUGAUGGCUGGCCUCGCUCUGUGCUCGAGUCAUGAACUGUCUUUCUCCUUCAUUGGGUUCCUAUGUGCUCUGGCCACCAACCUGUGCGAGUGUCUGCAGAGCGUGGUGUCCAAGAGCCUCCUGUCCCAGCGAUCCUAUGUUUACAGUCCUGCCGAGCUGCAGUUUUACCCCAACCUAGCGGCGGUGUUGCUGCAGCUGCCCACCUGGUACUUCCUGGUGGACUUCAACAAGCUUGGCCACCAGCUGGACCACUCCCUGCUGACGGCCAUCCUGCUUGACGGCAUUUCCUUCCACGGCCAGACCAUCACUGCCUACGUUCUUAUGUCCUAUGUCAACCCUGUCACUUAUAGCGUUGCCAAUACAACCAAACGCGCGUGCCUCAUCUGGCUGUCGGUGAUAGUGUUUGGCAAUCCCGUGACGCUGCUGAGCUGGCUGGGCACGGCGGUGGUGGUGGUGGGCGUGUUGCUGUACGGACGGGCUAGAGAGGUGGAGGAGCGGCGGAGGGAACUCUUCUCAAUCACCAGGGACAAGAUGGAGGCAAUCAGAUAGGGAGAGAGAGAGAGAGAGAGAGAUGGGGGGAUAGGGGGAGGGUAGGUGUUGAUAGGAAAUGAGAGAGAGAGAGGGGGGGGGGAAGAGUAAGUGUGUGCGUGCGUGCGUGCGUGCGUGCGUGCUUGUGUGUUUUAUGUGAGUGAAAAGAGUGAUGAUGAAAGGUUUAUUUUUCCUGAUCUUUAUUUCUCUUUUUCUUCUAAUCUCUUAUUUUCAUUCUAUUUUCUCUGCUUUUCCCUGGUUGGUUUUCUUGUAUACUUAUUUAAGAGAAAAGUUUGGUGGCUUUGUUUUAGAUGGAGAGUGUGAGGGAGGGUGUGUUUGAGAGAGAGAGAGAGAGAGAGAGAGAGAGAGAGAGAGAGAGAGAGAGAGAGAGGACAUGUAUAUAAGAUUUAGAAAUAUUUUUGAUGAACAUAAUCCCAUAAUAACCCUGUACCAUCAUUAUUAUUAGUCAUUAUUUACUGGUCCAUCUCAAAUAAGCUGCCAGUUCAUAUAUUUCUGUAUCUCUCUAUUUCAGUUCACUAUAAGAGUUUUUAAGAUAAUGGUAAUAAUUGCACCAGUACUUAAUUUGAUAUCAGUGCUUGGGAAAUGAGCUUUUUUUAAGAAUAUUGUAAGGAAACUGUGAAAAUCUGUAUUGGUUUUGUCGUCUUGCAUCAGAGAAGGUAGAUAUUAUUAUUAUUGUUAUUUACAUAUUUUUUACUCAUUGUAUUUAUUUAUUUUUUAUUUAUCUAUUUUAUUUUUUUAUUUAUUAUCAUUUAUUUAUUUACUUAUUUAUUUCUUGGGUUAUUAUUAUUAUUAUGACAUUUUUAUUUUAUUGGAGUGCUAACUGAGUACGGAAUGAUUCAAGGUUCUAAUGGUGCCUAUCCACAGUGCCAUUGUUGUAGCUGAUUGUUGAUUUACUACUAGUUAUAUUUACCCAGACUUACUGACCUGUCCUUGUGUGUGUGGCAGAGUCUUUGUAACACACACAAAUAGACAGAUAGAUAAAUAGAUAGCUAGAUAAACAGACAGACUAAUCACACACACACACACACACACACACACACACACAAUACAGUAUUAUGUAUGUAUGUAUGUCCCCACCAGUCUCCUCCAUGCAGAUGUAUGUAUUUGUUUUUAUUUAUUUAUUAUUUAUUGUUUAUUUAUUUUUUUGUUUAUUUUUUGUCUCCAGGGGUAAAAAUUUUCAGUGUGUGUAUUUCAAUGAUGAGUUUUUAGUAUGUGUGUUGUUUCUCUUCACUUGUAAAUCUUGUCUUUUCCUUCUUUCAUUUAGAUUUUGUGAAAGAUUUUUUUUUCAGUGAUAAUUUUUUUUUUUCCUCACUGGCAAAUCUUUCACUUCAUCAAACUCGUCUACUUUUAAUUUUUCCAACUUUUUUUUUUGUCACUUCCUUUUAUAAUCUCUGUCUUAUUUCCUUUUCUAUAUAAUCUCUAAGUCAGUCUUCCAUACUUAAUUCCAGUUUACGUAGGUAUUAGACUUAAGCUCUCUCUGUUUUUCCUCUCUCUAGUUUUCAACAAGUUUUUACAAAGUAUUUUAAUCUUACAAGCAUCUUCUGGGCACAAGUUUUACAUAAGAUAAUGGCAGCAACAAGUGUGAUUAUUUUUGCAGGCAUUUAGUGUUUUAUGAGUGUUUGUUAUUGUUGACAUUAUGAAUAAAUAUUUCCUAAUGA
Molecule: messenger RNA, 3845 nt
Organism: Scylla paramamosain (green mud crab)
Lineage: Eukaryota; Metazoa; Arthropoda; Malacostraca; Decapoda; Portunidae
Product: solute carrier family 35 member E2A-like
Exons: 8
Coding region: 988-2187 (399 amino acids)
Cellular component (GO): Golgi apparatus
Molecular function (GO): antiporter activity
Source: RefSeq, a predicted model, not a curated record